Messenger RNA from Myripristis murdjan (pinecone soldierfish), 2600 nucleotides. Its product is annotated as beta-1,3-N-acetylglucosaminyltransferase lunatic fringe-like. The record is from RefSeq and is a predicted model, not a curated record. NCBI's taxonomy places the organism in Eukaryota, Metazoa, Chordata, Actinopteri, Holocentriformes, Holocentridae. Gene Ontology annotation, biological process: pattern specification process. The transcript has 8 exons. Gene Ontology annotation, molecular function: O-fucosylpeptide 3-beta-N-acetylglucosaminyltransferase activity. The coding region runs from base 103 to 1179 and encodes 358 amino acids. Gene Ontology annotation, cellular component: Golgi membrane.
GGAGGGCAGCUGUGACCGCGGUACCUUGAGAUGAGGAAUUAAGAGUUUCACAGAUUUUCCACUGUCAGUGACUGAAGUUGUAAAACCAGCAGCCCAGUCACAAUGUGGAAAACCGGAGGAUCAAAAAGCUCCUUCAGCCCAGCCGGACCUGUUGCGGUCACCUGUCUGGUUGUCACCGGGAUGCUCGUCGUCGCUGUGGGACACCCGAGCAGUCCGGGGCAGGAUGUGGCUCAUCACCGCUGGGUGUGCAAAGGCACAACCAGCAGAGGCUCCGGGGGGACAGUUUUCUCGGCGUAUAUCAAAAGACUGGCCCGGGAGAGGAGAGCAAUAAGCGCCCCCCGGCAGGCCGGGCCUCCCCCUGGGCCGGUGCGGGAGCAGCUCUCCCCGGCAGACCUGUUCAUAGCUGUGAAAACCACCGGGAAAUAUCACCGGCAGAGACUGGACCUCCUGCUGGAGACGUGGAUCUCCAGAAACAUGCAACAGACAUAUGUGUUCACUGAUGGAGAAGAUGAGAAACUGAGGAAAAGAAUGGGAGCUCACCUGAUCAACACAAACUGCUCAGUGACACACAAUCGCCAGGCACUCUCCUGCAAGAUGGCCCAGGAAUAUGACACCUUUAUCAACUCUGGCAAGAAGUGGUUCUGCCACGUUGACGAUGAUAACUACGUGAAUGUCGACUCCCUGGUGAAGCUCUUGUCUCAGUACAGCCACACACAUGAUGUGUACAUUGGCCGGCCCAGCCUUGAACGACCAAUAGAGGCCACAGAGAGGCUCGGAACCGCCCACAUGAAGCAGGUGAGUUUCUGGUUCGCCACAGGGGGAGCAGGAUUCUGUCUGAGCCGUGGCCUCGCUCUCAAGAUGAGUCCCUGGGCCAGUGAUGGCACUUUCAUGGCAACAGCUGAGCUCAUUCGCCUCCCUGACGACUGCACUGUUGGCUACAUCGUUGAGGCGCUGCUCGGGGUGAGCCUCAUCCGCUCAGCGCUGUUCCACUCACACCUAGAGAACCUUGGACUGGUGUCAGAUAUACGCAACCAGGUGACACUCAGCUAUGGCACCGUAGAAAACAUCAAAAACACUGUCCACCUGAGAGGACCCUUUUCAACAAAUGAAGAUCCUACAAGGUUCAAGUCUGUCCAUUGUGUGCUGUACCCAGACACACCUUGGUGCCCCAGCUUCUAGAGGCUGUGACACCCUUUCAGAGACACAGAUGGACGGAGGGACUGAUGGAGGAAUGAGAAGAAAAGGCAAAUGUCCGACUAGACUCCCUUUUCUCUCAUGGAGGAGAAAAUCCAGAAAUAAAGGGAUGCUGCCCCCUGCUCUACUUUAAUUGCCACCUUGUCCCACAGCGGUCUGACCGAUAGGCGGUCUGCUAAGGAAGGAAUCAUAUUUGAUUGGUUUGAUUUGGUUGUGUUGACACCUGAACCUUGACCCUGUGAAUGGUUGUUUGGUGUCAAAGGGUCAAAAACUGCAACAAGAAGAGAGAAGUAACACUGUGUUGUUCAUUUUUAGAGGGCAUCCUACCUUCCUUUAGCCACAUUAAUUGUGUCAGGGACUACAAAGACAGAGGAGAACACAGCAUGGCAGAGUGACCUGGAUGAAGAGUUUGGUCCAUCCAAAAUGCAUAAGACUGUGAAGUGCUGCUGUUAUAGUUCUGGCCUGUUGGCAGCUGUCUGUCUCUGUCUUUUUCUUAAAGCUAGACUGGCAUUACUGCAGUUGCUCCUGCACGCCAGGAGCUUGCCCUUACCUGCUUGUGCUGCAUGUGAAUCUCUUUUUCUCCUUCCCUGCACAUUCCUGUGUCCUGUCCCCACUUUCUAAGCUGUGAAAGAUUAUGCUUUUGAAUGUAUGUAAAUAUGCAUCCCCGCUGCCCAUCCAUUAUUGAUAUCAUUAUUCAGGAUGGAUAACAAGGUAAACAAGGACUGGGGGGAUUUUGGUGAGGAUACUGCCAUUACCACAGUAUAGAUUCCAGGCUGUGCCAUUAAUGUUAUAUUUUGUCAUGAAUUUCAGUAUUAACCUUUACUGGUACCCCUUUCCAGAGGUGUACUUCUGUGAACGAGCACUUUGUGGUCUUAUUUCUGCAGCUGGCAAUUCAUCAUAUGAUAAAAGACCUGCUGCAGUUAGAGAAACAUUCCACUCUGAAGCUAUUAGGCACAGCUCUGCAUGGACCAGCACAGAUAUUCAGGACUCAUCCAAAGAUCAUUAAGUCUCUGUCAAGAAAUAUUGUUGAAAAAAAAAAAAGAUAUCAGUGGUUGUAAUCUAUUUUUUCAGCAGGCACAAUUUAUGUUUCCAUCAUUAACAAGUGAGUGGAUUAUUGCUCUGAAUGUAAUCUGCUUUAAAAAUGCUAUAACGAUAUCCCAUACGAUGUUUUAUUGGGAAGUGACUCAUGUUGGGUCGGAUUCUGCUACAUGUAAAGCAGUUUUUGCAACUGUGUCUCAAUGUAAUAUCGUCUUGUAUUUUGAAACCAAAGUUUUUAAGUUAAAUUCUGUCCCUCAUUAAAUGAGUCCGGGAUGAACCACUGCUCCUGAAGUGUACAUGCUCUCUCCAGUAUCUGGACUGUUUAUAGCAACUGUAUUUGAAGUAAUAAAAGCUGUUUUUUUUAUAUA